CGACUGAACAGCACUAUUUCCGCCACAUAUAAAGAGUCGGAAGUUGAACUCCAUCACACACAUGAAACGGUGGUAGUAAGUUCUUCAGCGGUCUGUCAACAAAAUAUAUGACAAUGUCUGCAUGUGCACUGAGAGUGUUUCUCCAGCGAGCGUCUGUGAUGCGUAACGCGGCGUCAUUCAGUCACGCGAGAGCGUUUCCUCAACGCGUGACCGCGAGCAGACGAAUAAACACAUCAAAUUCACUAAGGGCUGAGGAGAAGGUGACGGUUCACUUUCUGAAUCGAGAUGGAAAAAGGAUCACGGCGAAAGCUUUAACUGGAGAAUCACUACUCGAUGUGGUUGUUAACAAUGAUCUAGAUAUUGAUGGAUUUGGUGCAUGUGAGGGAACUUUGGCCUGCUCUACGUGCCACCUUAUUUUCGAGGAGGCCGUUUAUAAGAAGCUUGGAGCUGUUUCUGACGAGGAAAUGGACAUGCUGGACUUGGCUUAUGGGCUUACAGACACAUCUCGCCUGGGCUGUCAGGUGUGUUUGAGGAAGGAUCUGGAGGGGAUGAUUCUGCGUGUGCCAGACGUGAUAUCUGACGCUCGAGUUGACAGUGAAAAAGAGUCCUUCACAGCCCCCCCCAAAUAAUCUAUCAAAUAAAGCCUAGCUGUAUCUCAUAAACACUGCAUUAUGGAUAUAUCUUUAAUAACAAGUAUUUUAAUAUGUACUAUUUUAAUAGAAAACAAAAUUUUAAAUGAUAACAUUUAUCGUUUAAUAUUAUUUCCAUGCUGCCAUAAGUAGUUUUUAUAAAUUUGGUGAUUGUCAUUUUUUUAUUCUGCAAUUCUUUGUGUCACAAUGAGAGGUGGGGAUAUCUUGUUGUUUUACAUAUUGAAUGCAGAAAUAACUUUAACUGAUUUAUUUCAAUAAAUAUGUUGUUUAACUUUUUAA
Molecule: messenger RNA, 929 nt
Organism: Carassius auratus (goldfish)
Lineage: Eukaryota; Metazoa; Chordata; Actinopteri; Cypriniformes; Cyprinidae
Product: adrenodoxin-like
Biological process (GO): P450-containing electron transport chain
Cellular component (GO): mitochondrion
Molecular function (GO): electron transfer activity; 2 iron, 2 sulfur cluster binding
Source: RefSeq, a predicted model, not a curated record